AUGGGAGUAGGUAAAAGUCAGUUUUCUGAAGAAGAAUUACAAGAUUACCAGGAUUUAACAUAUUUUACGAAAAAAGAAGUUUUGCAUGCACAUCAAAAGUUUAAAGCACUUGCUCCAGAGAAGGUUGGUCAUAAUAGAAAUGCAAAACUUCCAAUGUCUAAAAUCUUACAAUAUCCUGAAUUAAGAGCAAAUCCCUUUGGAGAUAGGAUUUGUAAAGUUUUUAGUUCUAGUCAAGAUGGAGAUUGUACCUUUGAAGACUUUUUAGAUAUGAUGUCUGUUUUUAGUGACGCAGCUCCAAAAGCUGUAAAAGCAGAACAUGCCUUCAGAAUAUUUGAUUUUGAUGGAGAUGAUAUGCUUGGCAUCGGAGAUCUAAGACAAGUAGUAGAUAGACUUAAUGCUCCACAAAGAUUGAAUGAAACAGAUAUGCAACAAGUACUCCAAUAUAUACUUGAUGAGGCAGAUCUAGAUGAUGAUGGUGCACUUAGUUUUGCAGAGUUUGAACAUAUUAUAGAAAAAAGUAGUGAUUUUUCAAAAAGUUUCUGCAUACGUUUAUGAGAUGUGAAAUUUUGAUAAAAAAUAGUAAAGCAG
Messenger RNA from Eufriesea mexicana, 588 nucleotides. Its product is annotated as calcium and integrin-binding protein 1. The record is from RefSeq and is a predicted model, not a curated record. Lineage: Eukaryota; Metazoa; Arthropoda; Insecta; Hymenoptera; Apidae. The coding region runs from base 1 to 555 and encodes 184 amino acids. Gene Ontology annotation, molecular function: magnesium ion binding; calcium ion binding. The transcript has 5 exons.